UGCUUCCCACUAAGUACUGACCUAGUCUUUAUUUUGACUUAGCUAUCAUCUUAGUGGCUAACCAUGAAGCCAUUACAUGACUGUUAAGAAUACUAUCAAUUUGUAGUAUAAAUCUAGAGGUUCCUACUCAACUAUGCAACACAAGUCUUAGUUCUAUCCUCCUCUUCUCCAAGUUUAGUUGGUUGGAAAAGCAAAUGAGGAGCUUUGGAAAUUUGGGGCAAUGGCCUCUACUUUCAUUUGCUUUGGCAAUUUGCUUUGUAGCCAGCACUGUUGUUGCUGACUACUCUUAUGACUAUACUUCUCAUUCACCUUCUUACAAUUCUAAGAAAGACUACAAAUCACCUUCUCCAUACUACAAGAAACCGGAAAAACAUGUUGAACAUUCUCCAUCACAUUACUAUUACAAGUCGCAUGCUCCUUCAAAACACUACUAUAAGGCACCUGUUGUUGCGAAGUAUUACCAGUCACAUGCUCCUUCAAAGCACUACUACAAGGCACCUAUUGUUACGAAGUAUUAUAAGUCCCAUGCUCCUUCAAAGCACAACUACAAGGCACCUGUUAUGGCAAAGUAUUACAAGUCACCUGCUCCUUCGAAACAAUACUACAAGGCACCAAUGGUAGUGAAGUAUUACAAGGCACCAAUGGUAGUGAAGUAUUACAAGUCACCAGCUCCUUCAAAGAAUUACUACAAGUCACCAACUCCUUCAAAGUACUACUACAAAUCGCCAGCUCCUUCAAAGUACUACUACAAGUCGCCAUCACCAGCAAAGUACUACAAGUCACCUGCUCCAUCAAAGUACUAUUACUACAAGUCCCCAUCCCCUUCAAAAUAUUACAAAUCACCCGCUCCUUCUAAAUACUAUAAAUCACCAGCACCACAAACAUAUUACAAGUCACCUGUUUACUACAAGUCUCCUCCACCACCACCAACUUAUUAUGAGAAAUCACCUUCUUACUACAAGUCCCCUCCCCCUCCACCAUACUACAAAGAAUCUACCCCUUACUACAAGUCCCCCCCUCCUCCCCCAUACUACAAAGAAUCUACGCCUUCCUACAAGUCCCCUCCACCUCCACCAUACUACAAAGAAUCUACCCCU
This is a messenger RNA of Solanum stenotomum, 1097 nucleotides long. RefSeq names its product extensin-2-like. The record is from RefSeq and is a predicted model, not a curated record. The annotation marks the transcript as partial. NCBI's taxonomy places the organism in Eukaryota, Viridiplantae, Streptophyta, Magnoliopsida, Solanales, Solanaceae. The transcript has a single exon.